This is a messenger RNA of Bipolaris zeicola 26-R-13, 1200 nucleotides long. RefSeq lists its product as uncharacterized. The coding region runs from base 1 to 1200 and encodes 399 amino acids. The transcript has a single exon. Lineage: Eukaryota; Fungi; Ascomycota; Dothideomycetes; Pleosporales; Pleosporaceae. The record is from RefSeq and is a predicted model, not a curated record.
AUGGCAGCCCAAGUCCACGGAACUUGCGAUCCACGCUUUACCAAAGUAAAAUCACUCUUACAAUCAUAUCUCGACACCGAGGAAGAACUAGGGGUUUCCCUCUGCGUUAACAUCGACGGUACUGAUGUGAUUGACCUCUGGGGCGGCUACGCUGACGUCGCGCGAACCAAGCCCUGGGAAAAAGACACAAUCACAUGCGUAUGGUCAAGUUCAAAACUUGUCGCCGCCCUUGCCCUUCUCCUCUGCAUCGACCGCGGACUCGUGGAUCCAAACGAAAAGAUAUCAAAGUACUGGCCCGAGUUUGCGGCAAAUGGGAAAGAAGGAGUCUUGGUGCGGCAUUUACUGAGCCAUGCGACGGGGCUGAGCGGCUGGCACGAAAACGUCACGUUUGAAGAUAUAUGUGAUUUGGAAAGGAGCACAAACCUGUUGGCCCAACAGGCGCCGUGGUGGGAGCCCGGCACUGCAAGUGGCUAUCACGCCUACACCAUGGGCCACCUCAUCGCGGGUUUGAUCCAAAAAGUCACGCACCUCCCCAUCGACGAAUUCGUUAAACGCGAAAUCACCACCCCGCUCGAUGCAGAUUUUCAGUUUGGUGCGCAGGAAAAAGACUGGGAUAGGGUAGCGGAAAUUGUGCCACCGCCGCCAAUCACGGAUCUAACCAGCGUGGCUGCGGCGAUGAAAGAUCCAAACAGCAUCGCCUUUCGGACGCUGCUCAAGAACCCUGGCAUGGACGCAACGAUGGCAAACAAAGAGUUGUGGCGGAAAUCCGUGCUACCGGCCUCAAACGGAUAUUCCAAUGCCCGCGCUCUCGUCCGCAUCCUAUCCGCUAUUUCCCUGUCUGCGCCUGAGAACCCAUCGUCGUUUUUGUCACAAGCCACCAUGGACAAGAUUUUCACCACCCAACAGCACGGCGCCGAUCUCGUCGUCAGCAUCCCGGUGCGAUUCGGUCUUGGUUUCGCACUGCCUGCUGCGGGCUCGAUGAACGAGAAUCUGCCAGAGGGCAGAGUCGCGAGUUGGGGCGGUUGGGGCGGUAGCCAGGGCAUUGCGGAUGCGGAGAGGAAGGUUACAAUUGGAUAUGUCAUGAACAAGAUGGCGAAUGCGGGGUUGGGACCAAACGAGAAGGGAGAAAAGAAGGGCAUGGGAAACUACCGGAUGAGGAAGUUGCUGGUGGCGAUUUAUGAGGCGCUCGGUGUGCGGUAG